Molecule: messenger RNA, 636 nt
Organism: Loa loa (African eye worm)
Lineage: Eukaryota; Metazoa; Nematoda; Chromadorea; Rhabditida; Onchocercidae
Exons: 4
Coding region: 1-636 (211 amino acids)
Source: RefSeq, a predicted model, not a curated record
AUGGAAACUAUACAUGGUAGUUUGGCAUCAGGAAUAAUUAAUGCGAGCGCAUCAAUGGUUCUUGCUGAUGAGAAGUUGGAAAGAAGCGAGGAAAUAGGAGAUGAAGAUAACCGAACAAACAACGAACUUCUUGAAGAGGUUCUUCGUCAGUUGUCACGCAAGAAAUACGAUGAAGUGCAUGACCUGCUGAUUGCUGCAGCCGAUAAUUUUGCGGAUAUAUAUCGAGAACUGUUUCGAGCAGUCAUCGAGGAAUACGACAAGGAUUUCACCGAAAGUGGUAUUUCCGAUCCUAUUUUGGAAAACGUUUUGAUAUUAUUGAAAUCAUAUGGAACUACCAAAGACAAACUGGCUGUCCUACUUGAGUGCUCGGAUUUGGUCAAUUCAUGGAAAGCAUUUAUGCUGCUUGGAAGCUUUUUGGAAGAAAUGAUGCCAGAGAUGAAGGAUUUCAGCGAGCAUUUCAUCCGCGACAUCAGGGGAAUUUAUCUUCCGUCAUGGAUUGAACGUUUCGAGAAAAAUGUCGUGUUAAAUCAUUCAGACGAGCAAUUAAACAGGGAAUAUUUUUCGAAUCUAGAAGCCGAUUAUUUGGAUGAGAACUACAAUCCGGCAUUGCCAGAUGCAUCUUCUGAUCUUUUUUAG